Molecule: messenger RNA, 2478 nt
Organism: Ictalurus furcatus (blue catfish)
Lineage: Eukaryota; Metazoa; Chordata; Actinopteri; Siluriformes; Ictaluridae
Gene: kcnv2a
Product: potassium channel, subfamily V, member 2a
Exons: 2
Coding region: 607-2181 (524 amino acids)
Biological process (GO): potassium ion transmembrane transport; protein homooligomerization
Cellular component (GO): voltage-gated potassium channel complex; membrane
Molecular function (GO): voltage-gated potassium channel activity
Source: RefSeq, a predicted model, not a curated record
GAUUUGGAAUUGCAGGGGAUAUACCAAAAAUCAAGAAAUUCAUAAAUGCAUAAUCUACAUUAAAAGCUUGCACUAAGGUGGAUGUAACUCUAUGAAAAGGUUCUAUGGCUCAGGCUAAUUAGUAUUACAGGUUAGAGUAAUGCACUUGACAUUCAAGGGCUUGUCUACAUAACAGGGUGUUGAUCAUCUUUGCCUGGCUUGUGUACAUUAGUAGCAAAACUAAUUCUGAUGGGGUGUCAUUUUUUUUCCUUUUUUGGAGAUGCUGGCAUUACUAUUUCCAAGUAAGCUAAACAUGAAGGAGCACCUCCGAUUAGAGUCCAGAUUGAGUAUGAGAGCAUGGAAAGAAAACCCUAUUAGGGUUUGUGCCCGGCGUAUGGGAUAAUGCCUAAAGUCUGUUGUGGAAGAGAUUUGUGAAUGUAAGGCAAAUGAAAGACAUCAGGGUGGGGAAUCUAGGGAGAGGAUAAUAGUAUUUAAACCGUUAAGCAUACAGAGCCUCUCAGUCAGCAACAUUAGACAGUCACUGCUACUUCCCCCCCACUGGUGGGUGUAUUAGAGAUAUGCACUGCUCUUGCAUGCUCAGUACUCAGUGAGACUGGUUGAGAGGACAUGACAACCACGUUCAAGCUUAAGGGAAGGAGGCGAAGCCUUUUCCCCAAUUGCAAGCUUGGGGCCGCAACCCCUUCUCCCUGUGAUCCAGUGGAGGAGGUUGAGCUUCCAUUUGCCCAGCAAAACUGGCUGAAGCCAUGGAAUUCAAUGCAGGAACUCAGCCGAAAUAUCUAUAACCUUGAAGAAGAGUAUGAUGAAGACUAUGACAAGGUUUUACCACCCCCUGUACAGAUAUCCUCUCCAGCUAAAAACUACAUGCUGAACAUCAAUGUAGGUGGUAAGGUUUACCAGAUAUCUUACAGGGUGGCAGCCAGAUAUCCUAAGACCAGAAUUGGUCGUCUUGCGACAUACACAGACCAUAACAGAAAGCUUGACCUCUGCGAUGACUACGUUGUCCAGAAUAACGAAUUUUUCUUUGACCGAGAUCCGGAUAUCUUUCACACCAUCUUCAAUUUUUACCGGACUGGGGUUCUUUGGAUAAAAGAUGAGUUGUGUCCUCGCAACUACUUGGAGGAAAUCAACUACUGGGGCGUCCGAAUCAAGAAUACUCACCGCUGUUGCCGAAUCUCAUUUGAAGAACGACAAGACGAGCUGAACGAGCAGCUGAAAGUGCAGCGUGAGCUGCAAGCUGAAAUUGAGGUGGAGGAAAACGAAGCGCUGUUCAGAGGAAUGGCUUUCGGGCAUACACGUCACAAAAUUUGGAACCUCAUGGAGAAACCUUUCUCUUCAGUCACAGCCAAACUUAUGGCUGUGGCUUCCAGCUUGUUUGUGUUGGUGUCAUUGGUGGCCAUGACCCUUAACACGGUAGAGGAGAUGCAGUACACAAUGCCAACUGGCCAGCUUAGUGGGAAAACCUAUGCAGAGUACGUGGAAACCUUCUGCCUUACAUUCUUUACAGUGGAGUACCUGCUCCGGCUUGUGUCCACACCAGAUCUCAAACGCUUUGUGAGGAGUAUGCUGAAUGCCGUGGACCUGAUAGCCAUCCUCCCGCUGUAUCUCCAGAUGAUCCUGGAGUGCUUUGAAAACGAGGACCUUAAGAAACAUGGCAGUGACAUUGAGACAGUAGGGCGGGUUGGGAAAGUGGGACAGGUGCUGCGUAUCAUGCGUCUCAUGAGGAUCUUCCGCAUUCUGAAGUUGGCCCGACACUCCACCGGAUUGCGAGCCUUCGGCUUCACGCUCCGUCAGUGUUAUCAGCAAGUUGGCUGCCUUUUCCUUUUCAUUGCAAUGGGAAUUUUCACCUUCUCUGCCAUGGUUUACACUGUGGAGCAUGAUGUCCAUCAGACAAACUUUACUAGUAUACCUCAUGCAUGGUGGUGGGCAGCUGUGAGUAUCUCCACAGUGGGCUACGGUGACAUGUUCCCAGAGACGGCCCUGGGUAGGAUUUUUGCGUUUGCCUGCAUCUCAUUUGGGAUCAUUCUGAAUGGCAUGCCUAUUUCCAUCUUAUACAACAAGUUCUCAGACUAUUACUCCAAGCUGAAAUCCCAUGAAUACACCUCCACUGUGAAGGCACGUGGCAAGGUGAGGUUUGCCAAAAGAGCUGUCAGGACGUUUGUAGAGUGCUGUGACAAAUCCUGACACUAACCCACGAGACAUUCUAGCAAGAGAAGUCCUGCCAAGUGUUACACAUGGAGGGGAACAAAACAAUGAAAAGAAAAAGAAUCAAGUGAUUUCAGUACAAAAGAAACCAGGAGUGUGGUUCAUUUCAAUUGUAUUUCAACUAUGGCCAUGUCAAAUAAAAACCCAUCACAAAUGGAACACUAAUUUUCGGAAUAAACAUUGAGAGGCACGCUUAUUAUUGCAAUUGCUGCUAAGAAUCAGCAUUUUUUAGAUUUCUCUCAGUAUAUAUACUAAACUAAAUUCAUUAAUCUUGCU